This is a messenger RNA of Exophiala bonariae, 3480 nucleotides long. RefSeq lists its product as uncharacterized. The transcript has a single exon. Bases 1 to 3480 code for a protein of 1159 amino acids. NCBI's taxonomy places the organism in Eukaryota, Fungi, Ascomycota, Eurotiomycetes, Chaetothyriales, Herpotrichiellaceae. The record is from RefSeq and is a predicted model, not a curated record.
AUGGCUGCACUCCCACUCCGCACGAGGGAUCAACCCGACAUUCGCGCCAGGAUCAGCAUUCAUGACGACGAUUCUCCCAAUGACAUUAAAGAACUACUCAUCGCUGAUCAGACUCAAAACAAACUCCGUUCACAACAAUCAUGGCAUCCUCUUGACACUCCCAACUCUCUGCAUCGCACCAUCUUACGCAAGACCCGCACUUUACCUUAUCCUUAUCGCCUCGGUCAUCUCCAAGAUCUCCCUAUCUCGGACCCUCUACCGAACCCACUGUCACUGAACAGAUCUGCAAGCUUCGACUCUCUCUCAACUCUACACCGACAUGCAGAGGCUGCUUCUUUAAGCCGUUACAGGGACUCACCCAUCUCGGCGAUCGGUCGACCAUCCGCUGCUCUAGCAUGCGAACCUGACAUCGUCUACGAACCGCAAGACCCGUGCCCGCCUUUACGCGUAGAGACUCUCAGCCAACAGAGGAAGUAUCAGAAGCUUCUCAAGAAGUCCCUGAAGAAGAAGGAGAAGGAGCAAAUCAAGGCACAGAAAGAAGAUGAGCAACUACGCCGUGCAUUCUUGGCCGCCGAGGUCGCCGCCGAGCGUAGGAAGAAUGCAAUUGCCCGGGGCGAGGUCAUUCCGGCUCGCUCCAAGAGCACAAAGACUAUUGCUUCCGAGGUCUUGAAAAAGCUGAGCUUGAGUCGACCGCUAAGCCUCAAACGUUCACUGAGUAAACUCGGUCGCAGUGUCAAGAAAGACACGUCAAAUCCUCCCACUCUCGACGAUUUCAGCACCAAACAGGGAUUACACGAAUACCUCAACCCACCAAGGCGGUCAGAUGAUAUUGCGGAGCUUCCGGCAGAGUUGCCUCAAUAUACACCCUUCCAGAACUCAACCCGGACGCAAGACAACGAGCCGUUGAACAUGGCGGAAGAUGCACCAAAGCCAGACGCAAAGAUCCCUGACGAAGCCCCAAAGGAGGAGUCACCUGUGACUACUUCACCAAAGACAUCACCCAGAAUGAGAUGUGAUUCAUGCCAAGGUCCUAUUCGGUUGAGCCAGGUUUACUAUCAAUGUUCGAUCUGUGAGAACGGUGACCGGAUAGUAUGCUCAUCAUGUGAUCAAGCGGGCUGGAGUUGUCGACAUGACCUUAUCGAAAGGGUCAGGAGUGUAUCAAGGGCACGUGAUAUAUCUACAACUCCUUCCACAACUCGACCAAAUCGCGAAGGCAGCCGGCAUACCGGUCAAGAUCAUACUGCUGCUAUGUGGGGAUUGAACGUGCCAGAUUGUAUUAUCGAAGAAGCUCGUUUCACGGAGUCUCCUCAAGCGACCAUAUCUGCGGCGAACCCUUGGGCAUACAACGAUGUUCUCGGAAUCCAAGGUUCUAAGCAUGCUGGCCCAAGCAGGAUUUCAGUCACAUGCAAGCAGAGAGAAGGCGUCAAGGAAAUAGACUUCCGUCGCCGUGAACAAGAGAUGGUUCUCCGCGAAAAGGAUAUCAAUAUGCGAGAACGAGAGGCUUCGUUCAGGGAACAACGAGCCUCGUUAAGAGAACGAGAAUCUGCCCUAGAAAUCAAGCAACACGUCUUUGCGCUACAGUUGCAAACUGCACUUGUUCGACAAAUGCAGGAAGCAGCAACGGGUGUAGGAUCUCAGUUCCCAGAUCUCACAAACACCGAUCACGUUCGGUCACAUGCGACGAAGCGUAAAGCAGCAGGUGGUCAAGCUUCAAUUUCUCCUUCGAACUCUACAGGUUCUAACCAAAAGUCAUCGCCAAAUCGGUCACCAUCUGGUGGUCCUAAUGAAGAUGAUGAAGAUGAAGCAGGUGCUGGAACACCCAAAAAGGUGAAACAAGACCCGGAUGCUCUUUCUUCACCAGAGAAAUUGUACGCCUGCCCGUACUGCAAGUUUGACAAAUCGAGAUACUCGGAGCUCAACAUGCAGGAGAAACAAUACCGUGGUUGUUCCAGCGGAUACUGGCCAGAUAUCUCUCGCCUGAAACAGCACUUGUAUCGAGUUCAUUGUCGUCGAUUACAUUGCCUGAGGUGUUGGAACAAAUUUGAAUCUAAAGCACAACUGGAGCACCACAUGCGUGAGGUCAAUGGUUGUUCUCUGGCUGAAUGCCCCUGCCCAGAAAAGUUUGACGAAGCACAGUACAAUGAUAUUCGACGGAAGAGGCCAGCAAGCAGCCCUGAACAAGUUUGGUAUACUAUCUUUAAUAUUCUAUUCCCAGGGCAACCACAGCCUGCUAGCCCUUAUGCCGACAAUGUCAAAGCACAGUCUUCCUCGAUCUCGAGCCCAAGUGUACAUCCGCCUCAGGAUGCUAUGGAUGUUCUCAGCGAAGCUUUCGAAUCACGACUGAAUCAACACGGUGAUGCCCCCGAACAAGCGUGGCUUCGUCUCCCAGGAGCUCGUGAAUUUAUUCGGGAGCAGUUGCGAGCAUCGAUGUCAGAUGUCCUUCUGAGGCUUGGCAAUGCAAAUAGUCCAUCGAUCGGAGGGCUUGAUAUUUCACCGUCCUCGGCUCUUGCUCCAGGCUCUACUCGACGCAAUUCAAUUUCCUUGACGCCCAACUCAUCGAUCCCGCCUUCGCCAGUCACUGGACCUGGCUCAAUGAAUCAGGCAGGCGCCGACCAGCAGUACCAGCAGUAUCUCUACCCCGCCCAUCCUGUCAUCUUCAGCAGGCCGCUUCCGUCUCGAUCAGCUCCAGCAGAAUCCAAACCUAGAUCCGCCAAGCCUUCGGCACAGCAACACUUUUCAUCAUCGGGUAUGGCAUUUCCCACUCCGAUUGACACCGAUGUUGAAAAUGAUCGGUACGACGAUGAAUGCCAUAGUUGGAGCCAUGGAGAUGAACACGUAAUCUCGCCAGGUUUUACUUUUGAUUUCAACGCCGGUUUGGGUGUUGCCACCAUUGGAGAUGAACAACUCAUCUCAUCCGACGGAGUGACCAACGCAGACAAUAUUCCCAACAUCCAACAAUUUAACACGUCAAAUUACGCUCAGCCCCAGGCACUGGCACCAGUUACACAAUUAAAACCCAAGCAUUCUACAAGCUCAUCGGUAGACUCGGGCUACGGAAGCUUCAGCCACCGCUCAUCUACGGCCUCAUCUCGCCCGGUCUCCGCUUCACAUUCCACGUCGUCGAAUAACGUCAAAUCCGGCAUAGGACGUCUUGGCCGGGACAAAUCCCGAGAGAAAAUAAAAGGCAAGGCCCUACCAAACCCGGCCCCUCUACCGCCCUCAACACCAAGGCUUGAAGUCCGUGUGCCGAGCCCCGUCAACGAAUCUGCGAUCAAUUUUGAUGCGCUGGACGUGCCCUACUCGGAAUUCUUAGGCAAAGAUGGAGAAAUGGACCUCGAUGAGUUUGGAAAUGUCAACGGGGAGUCUUUGUCGGCGUUUCUCGAUCGCAAAUACCUCCACGGACCGAGUGACUCAGAGGAAAUGUUCAGGAAUGAGAAUUGGGGAGAUGACAUCGGCGGAGGGAUGGCGUUUGGUAUUUGA